UGCAUAUCAAAAAAACAUCCGAAGUCAUUUAAGUACAAGACACUUCAUGUGAAAAAACAAUUUUUACCCUUUGGUUUCCAUCGUUUCUUGAUUCAUGAUAUAGUUCUGCUAUGUGAAUGCAUAGUUUUUGCACCAACCAUUCUAAUAAAAUAAAGCUUAAUUUAAGAAGCCUCCAAAGGCCAAUUCAAGAAAAAUAGAGCAUCGGACUAAAAAUAGAAAUACCAAUAAAGUAGGCAACUCAUCAGUUGCCAGGAUAAAAAGAUAAGUCACUAACAAACUUAUACACAUAUACACAGAGGAAUCUCAUGACUACUCAAAUGGAGAGAUCUAAGUCAGUACUACAGCCCCCAGCUUUUGGGAACUUAAUCACAGUUCUUAGCAUCGAUGGUGGAGGAAUCAGAGGUCUUAUCCCAGCUAUUAUCCUCGACUUUCUUGAGAAUGAGCUUAAGAGAAUAGAUGGUGAAGACGCAAGAAUAGCAGACUAUUUUGAUAUAAUUGCAGGGACAAGUACUAGUGGCCUCAUCACUGCGAUGUUAACAGCUCCGGAUGAAAAAAAGCGCCCUUUAUUUUCCGCUAAAGACAUCAAGAAUUUCUAUCUCCAGAAUUGCCCAAAGAUCUUCCCUCAAGAUCGCAAUAUGUUUACAAAAAUUAUGAAGAGCUUAAAUGGGCCACUAUAUGAUGGAAAGUACCUCCACGACUCCAUUAGGAAGAGGUUUAAAAAUAUCAGAUUGGAAGAUACGUUAACUAAUGUUGUUAUUCCUACCUUUGACAUCUCGACACUCCAGCCAACAAUCUUUUCCAGCUAUGAGAUGAAGGAAAAGCCGUAUUUGAAUGCCUUGCUGUCAGAUAUUUGCAUAGCAACAUCAGCAACACCUACUUAUCUUCCACCGCAUCACUUUGAAACCAUUGAUCAUGAGGGACAGAAGCAUGAGUUUAACCUAGUUGAUGGUGGUAUGGCAGUAAAUAAUCCGACUGUUAUUGCAAUUGGUGAAAUUGCUAAGCAACUCAUUCGCAAAAGUAGCGAUUUUGACGUAUCCCAAUCCCUAGAUUAUCGUAGAUUUUUGGUUAUAUCUAUUGGAACUGGUGAACGCAAAAUGAAAUUGAAAUAUAAUGCAAAAGAGGCUUCAAAAUGGGGCCUCUUUGCAUGGUGGUUCAAUGCCAAUGGCUCUACUCCCCUACUUGAUAUUUCCACUCAAUCUAGCAUUGAUAUGGUUGAUAACCACCUUUCAGUUGUCUUCAAAGCCCUUGGCAGUGAACAAAAUUACCUACGCAUCCAGAUAUAUCAACAAAGUUAUGAAACACAGGAGGAUGGCUUAGAAGGGUCAUUGUCUUCACUUGAUAGAGCUACCAAUGAUAAUUUAAAAUAUUUGAUUGAGGUUGGUGAAGACUUACUUAAAAAGAAAGUUUCAAGAGUGAACUUGGAAACCAAUAAGUUUUUCCCGUACAGUGAAAGAACUAAUCAAGAAGCUCUCAAAGAUUUUGCAAAGCAACUUUCAGAUGAGAAGCGCCUUCGUGACCUUGCAACCUUAGCAAAAGCGAAGUCAGAACCAUGUAUCAUGUUGGAGAAAAAACCAAAUUUUGCAGCAUUCGGAAAAUUUCGAAUUAAUGUCUAAACGAUAUAUAGUUUAAUUACAAUAGCACUUAAAAUGGUGAAUUAUGGCUAAGAUUACCUUACAUAUGAUCUAGACAUGCCUAGUUAUGCUGAGAGAAUUAAGUGUACGUAUAUUAUUUUGUACCGAACCGCUUUGGAACCGAACCGGAUUUAAGAGUUUACAAGAACCAGAAACCAUACCGCCAGUCCCGGUCGUGGUACCAAAUUUGUGGUUA
This is a messenger RNA of Lactuca sativa (garden lettuce), 1827 nucleotides long. Its product is annotated as patatin-like protein 2. Gene Ontology annotation, molecular function: monoacylglycerol lipase activity; glycerophospholipase activity. The record is from RefSeq and is a predicted model, not a curated record. NCBI's taxonomy places the organism in Eukaryota, Viridiplantae, Streptophyta, Magnoliopsida, Asterales, Asteraceae. Gene Ontology annotation, biological process: lipid metabolic process.